AUGCACACCGAUAGGACACCCGCACCGAGAACACAGGGGCAAGGAUUAGGGCAGCACGAAACCAAUCCACCGAAGCUCCCUACCAUUCCCAUCCCGAAUUUCGAUGGAAAAAUAUGGGAAUAUGACAACUUUUGGACGCUUUUUCAAGACAAUUGCGCUCCGGGGAGAGCUCUAUGGCAACAAGGCGGAACUCGUGAGGGUACUGCAGAAACGCCUGGACAACGCGAAAGCAGACAAACCCUCGACCCAAGGGCAAAGGAAGCUACUGGAAUAUAUCAUUCCCCUGGUUAUGCAGCUACACAAAUUAGAAGUGAAUCUGGACGGCUCGUACAACACCCAAAAAGUGUUGUCCAAGUUUACACCUAG
Molecule: messenger RNA, 366 nt
Organism: Cooperia oncophora
Lineage: Eukaryota; Metazoa; Nematoda; Chromadorea; Rhabditida; Trichostrongylidae
Source: the annotation of a GenBank genome assembly